Molecule: messenger RNA, 1599 nt
Organism: Striga asiatica
Lineage: Eukaryota; Viridiplantae; Streptophyta; Magnoliopsida; Lamiales; Orobanchaceae
Source: the annotation of a GenBank genome assembly
AAGAGAAAGGCUGAACCGGCAAUGCAGAGACAUUUAAAAAAGUCUCGUGAUGUUGUGUCUGAUGCUGGUGAAAAAAGGGAGGACCAAGAAAGGGUGCCGAGGGAACGAGAAAGUUCGGCAAUAGACAAGGAUUGCAUCAAGAGAUGGGUUAAGGAAGAAGUCUCAAACUGUCUGAAGGACUUGGUGCCUUCGAUAGUUGAAAGAACGUUGAGUCAGGUCGUCCCCGAAGCCAUUAAUCGGGCAUUUGGGGAAACUUUUAAGAUAUUGGAUGACUACAUAAUUGCACGAUCAGAUAACACAAUGCAAGGAGAUGGGGAGCAGUCGGAUGGCAAUGAGGAGGAGAAGUCGAACAAGUCCAAUGAGGAUCUGGAGCAGGAGGUGGUUGGCAAUGAGGCGGAGAUGUCCGAGAAGAAGUCCAAUGAGGAUCCGGAGCAGGAGGUGGUUGGAAAUGAGUCGGUUCAUGAGGAGGAGAUGUCCGAGAAGAAGUCCAAUGAGGAUCCGGAGCAGGAGGUGGUUGGAAAUGAGUCGGUUCAUGAGGAGGAGAUGUCCGAGAAGAAGUCCAAUGAGGAUCCGGAGCAGGAUGUGGUUGGAAAUGAGUCGGUUCGUGAGGAGGACAGGUCUGAGAAGAAGUCCCCUGAAGAUGUGGAGCAGGUGGUUGGGAAUGAUGUGGUUAAUGACGGCGUUGAUGUGGAGAAGAAGUCCCCUGAGUUUGUGCAGCGGUUGAUGGGGGAAGUUCUUUGUAUGGAGAAGUCUCCGGAUGGUGAUGGUGAUGAAGAGGAGGAUGAUGAGGAUAAUGUUCCACUACAAACACGACGUGUGAGGUUCUUGAGCAAAAAUGUAAGUUCACCCUUUGUGAACUUACAACAGAAGGACGAAGAGGACAAAUUGAGUCGCGCCUACAACAAAUGGAUGCACAUUAAAGAUGACACUAGGCUAUUGAACGUUGGGCAGUCACCUAAGUUCUUACGUGGACGAGAUUACUUCGCAUAUAAUAAGGGCUUUCAGAAAAGUCUUUCUCAGAUUAGACAAUGUACACCAACUCUCGAAACCUCUCCAUCUCGUGAGGACUCUCAGUCUCACGAGAACUCGGAAAAAAAGAUCGGGAUUGCCAAGGAAGUAAAAGAGUACCUCACCAAUGUCAAUCUUUUGCAAUACGCGGAAAUGCAAUAUCCGGCUUACUACCCCCUAACGCUUGAAUUAAUUAGCACAAUGAAGAUUGAAGACAAAAACAAACUACUUACAUGUAGGAUGAUGGGAAGAGAGUGCAAGGUGACACCCAAGGUGAUGAAAGAUGUUUUCGGGUUCACGUCCGUGGGCACUAAGAAAAAGCCCAUAGAUUAUCUCAAGAGGGCUCCAAUGGGUUGGAAAGUGAUUUCCGGGAGUGACAAAUUUGCAUCAAACGGGGCUCCUUUUUUUCUUGUGAAGGAUAUUGCUUUAGGCUUUUUCGGGAAGUUCAUCGCUUAUCAAGUCUCGGGGAAGGAUCAAGCUACUAGAUUGAACCAACAUGAACUUUUUAUAAUGAAGUGUGCCAUGGAUAAAAAAAAAAUUCAAUGCCACCGAAUUUAUUUGGUCAAGCUUAGCCGAAAUCUAAGCACAUGA